Molecule: messenger RNA, 405 nt
Organism: Arabidopsis lyrata subsp. lyrata
Lineage: Eukaryota; Viridiplantae; Streptophyta; Magnoliopsida; Brassicales; Brassicaceae
Source: RefSeq, a predicted model, not a curated record
CUCAUUUAAAAUCCGGGAAAUCUGAUGAAUGGGAUGAUGUAAAGCUGGCUCAAGCCAAGUCUCUAAUGUUUGAAUUAGCCAUGUUCAAGAGGACGAUCUCGGCCGUAGAAAAUUGCAGUCCAUCGGUCAUCCUUGCUGGUGAUUUCAAUUCGAACCCCUCGAGUGAUGUAUAUGAAUACGUAAAUUCAGACAAUAUACCGGUGAUGUGGCCUUUGGGUGGCGAAGAAGAAGAAACUGUUUGGACUAUGCAGUGCGUAUGGAUUCACGAAAGGAGAGCCAAAGUUCACAAAAUAUGUGCCAGGAUUUGCUGAAACACUCGAUUACGUGUUCUUCACGCCUUCUGAUUUCAUUUCACCUGUGAAGCUCUUGGAUUCACCCGACGUAGUCGAUUUCUUACCUAAUAAA